AUGCAGCGCCAUCAUUGCCCUCAUAAAUCCACAAGGAUUUAUGAUACUGGAGGACAACCUUCCCUCAUGACGGAAUACGAGGACAAAUAUCUCCAGUAUGGCAAUGUCCCUCCACGCCAGAGUCUUAAGCCAAAGGAGGAGUACCACGCACAUCAUGGAAGAAUGGAAGGAAUCACUACAUUUAAGUCUGAUUAUCUUCCAUACGAUGUUGUAAAUCGACCUCUUCGGGUACAAGAAGAGUAUAAACCAAAACCCGGAGAGAUUGAUCUUGGAACUACAUACAGGAGAGAUUAUAAUCCUCAUAAAAUACAACCAGUGACAUUAGUAAGACCUUUAGAAAGAAAACACAUUAAGGGAGGAAAAUUAGACACCAUACCAACCUAUCAAGAUGACUAUAGAUCAUGGGAAGUUCAAAGAAGGGAGCCAAAUAAAUUGGACCACACCUAUCAUCCUCCUACAGAAAAGUUUGGGAAUUCUACUACAUUUCAAGAUGACUUUGUUCCUAGGGAGCUGAACCCCAGACAAAGCUUUAAGCCUCUAGGUGUGGCCAAACUUUCAGAUGUACCUUUUGAUGGUGUUACUAAUCAUCGCAGUUCUUACAUCACUCAUCAACUGGAACCAAAAUUUGUAAGACCAAAGGAAGAAUACAAGCCAAGCAGCCAACCCUUUGAAGAUCUCACAACCCACCGGAAUGAUUUUAAAGGGCUACUUGGAGAGUUUACAAAAAGCUGCAAGCCUGAAUACACUAAAGUUGGGUCUAAUGGUCACUUUGAUGGAUGCACUGAAUUCCAGGAUCGUUUUCAACCAUGGUCAGUCUCCUUGCCUGAGGCUCGCAAGAUAAGAGAUUAUGUUCCUCCUCCAGGUAAUAUGGAUUUACACUCCACAAGCCAUCUUGAUUAUGUUCCGCACGUGAUCUGUCCUGUUGCCCCCAUAAGACCAGUUUCUUAUGGAAGAAGAAGUAAGGUCCCUUUCCAGGGGAACACCACAAUGAAGGAAGACUUUCAAGCUUGGGCCAGCUGUCGGCAAGAAAUUAUUAAAAGACAUCAGGAAAUUCCAAAACCUACUGGAAAAUUUGAUGGAUUGACCACAUUCAAGUCUCACUAUAUACCACAUGAGAUAAUUCCAGUUCAGAGUUUCAAACCUCUGCGUGUUGUAGUCCCUAGUUCAGCUCGUUUUGAAGAUGGAACCAUGUAUCGUACAGAGUAUACUCCAAAGAAACAAGAGAUCUGCCCAGCAAACUAUCCAUCUCCUCCAGGAUACGUCUUUGUAAACACAGAUUCUCGUGGUCACAAGUUCUUCCGCAGAGUUAUUCCAGAAAUCAAUACAUUUUCCCAGUCAAAUGGUAAUCAUAUUCCAAAAGAAGUAGCUGUUACUUCAUAA
This is a messenger RNA of Emys orbicularis (European pond turtle), 1380 nucleotides long. RefSeq names its product stabilizer of axonemal microtubules 2 (gene SAXO2). Gene Ontology annotation, molecular function: microtubule binding. The record is from RefSeq and is a predicted model, not a curated record. Bases 1 to 1380 code for a protein of 459 amino acids. Lineage: Eukaryota; Metazoa; Chordata; Testudines; Emydidae. The transcript is spliced from 4 exons. Gene Ontology annotation, cellular component: sperm flagellum; ciliary basal body; axonemal microtubule.